UUGGCCAGGGCGCGCCGGGGCUCGGUCGGUACCGCGCUGGGCCACUCCGCGGUAACUCCUCGGGAACUGCUCGGGCUCCGCUCCGCCGGGGCUCGGCGGUCACCGGGGCGAGCGGAGGGACCGCGCCCCGACAGCGCCCGACAGCGCCCGGAACCGCCGCGCGGCGGGCGCGUUCCCCGCCGAGCCCCGUCCCGUUGUUAUGACGACACGGCCGUAAAGCCGCCAUCUUGCGGCGCGUUGCGACACGGGGGCCGCGAUGGCAACGGGCGCGGGGCCGGCGGCGCUUACGGCAGCAGCGGCCGGGCCGGGCCGGGGCGCCCGGUGCCGGUGCCCGGUGCCGUGGCCCGGCCCCGCUGACGGCGCUCUCCCCGCAGACGAGGAUGACGUGCACCGCUGCGGGCGCUGCCAGUCCGAGUUCAGCUCGCUGCAGGAGUUCGUGCAGCACAAGCUGCAGAAGCGCUGCCAGCGCCCUCCCGACGCGCUGGCCGGCCUGCUCGGGCAGGACGGACAAAAGCAGGUGGUUCCUGCUGUCGAGGAGUCCAUCACUGUUGCUCACAUUGUCGUUGAAGCCUCUUCCAUAGCAGAGGAGAUCAGCGACGCCUCGGCCAUCGUAGGCAGUGGGCACAUCAAAGAGGUCAUUGUAGCAGGAGAGCACGUGUUUGAGAGCCCGAAUGGCCACGUGGAUGGGGAGGUCAGUGAGGAGCAGGGCAGCCCCGAGGAGCAGGAGCAGGACAUGUCCAGCGAGCUGAUCAAGGUCAAGCUGCAGGUCAACAAGGAGGGGCGAUACGUGUGUGAGCUGUGCCAGAAGACAUUUAAAACUGCCAGCAUCCUCAAAGCUCACAUGAUCACUCACAGCAGCAGGAAGGACUAUGAGUGCAAACUCUGUGGGACUUCCUUUAGGACAAAGGGGUCUCUGAUCCGACACCAUCGGCGGCACACGGAUGAAAGACCUUACAAAUGCAAGAAAUGUGGGAAAAGCUUCCGGGAAUCAGGAGCUUUGACUCGGCACCUUAAAUCUCUGACGCCUUGCACUGAAAAAAUCCGCUUCAACGUGACCAAAGAAAUAGUUGUCAACAAAGAUGAUCUGCCAUCAGGGCCCUGCAGCUCCAGCACAGACACGGUGUCCUCCAUAGCGAGCGAAUCCAUCGAGGCCUCUCCUGUCAUCCACCUCGUGACAGAUGCAAAAGGCAAUGUGCUCCAUGAGGUCCACGUGCAGAUGCAGGAGCUUCCCGUGGUGGAUGCAAAACCCCUGGAGCCAGAUCAGCCGCAUCCUGAGGAGCUGCCCUGCGAGGGGGAGGUGAACAGUGAGAACCUGCUGAGGCAGGCCAUGAGGAAUUCGGGCAUUGUCAUCGAGAGAGUGGCCGUGGAGGAGGUGCAGAAGCCAGAGGAACCUGUGGCAGCUGCUCCAGAAGAGCUGGAAAACAAAGGGGUGGAAGUAGAAGAGGAGCCUUGUGGGGAGCAGUGUGCUAAACUGGAAGGAGCAGAGUCUCAGACACCUGCAGAAAGAACCAACGGGUACAAACGUUACAUUUGCUCUCACUGUAAUGAAGCCUUCAGUGAAGCUGCUGCCCUGGAAACUCACAGCAAGAGUCACACAGAGUACAAACCUUUCAAGUGUGAGGAGUGUGGCAAGGAGUUCACCAAGGGCUACCUGCUGAAGAAGCACCAGGAGGUGCACGUGAACGAGCGGCGGUUCCGCUGCGGGGAGUGUGGCAAGCUCUACAAGACCAUAGCCCACGUCAAGGGGCACCGGCGCGUGCACUCGGACGAGCGGCCCUACGCCUGCCCCAAGUGCGGCAAGCGCUACAAGACAAAGAACGCCCAGCAGGUGCAUUUCCGGACCCACCUGGAGGACAAGCCCUACGUGUGCCAGUUCUGCAGCCGGGGCUUCCGGGAGAAGGGCUCCCUGGUGCGCCACAUCCGCCACCACACCGGCGAGAAGCCCUUCAAGUGCUACAAGUGCGGCCGCGGCUUCGCCGAGCACGGCACCCUCAACAGGCACCUCAAAACCAAAGGCGGCUGCCUCCUGGCUAUGAAAGAGGUGGAAGAAGUGAUAGUGUCAGAGGAGAGCCAGUCUGCUGACAACCUGGCAGCCACGGUCCUUUCGGAGGAUCCGCACACGGUGCUGGUGGAGUUCUCCUCGGUGGUGGCAGACACCCAGGAGUACAUCAUCGAGACUUCUACCGAAGACAUGGAGACCAGUGAAGCUACUGAAAUAAUAGAGGGAACAAGGCACGAGGUGGACAGCCACAUCAUGAAGGUGGUGCAGCAGAUCGUCAACCAGGCCAACUCGGGCCACCAGAUCAUCGUGCAGAACGUCACCGUGGCCGAGGGCGCCGCGGCCGCCGACGCCGCCGACACCAUCACCAUCGCCACGCCCGAGAGCCUCACCGAGCAGGUGGCCAUGACGCUGGCCUCGGCCAUCGGCGACGGCGCCGUGCUGGCCGCCGAGGGCGGGCUGGCCGCGCAGGAGGCCACCGUCACCAUGGUGGCCUCCGAGGACAUCGAGAUCAUGGAGCACGCGGGCGAGUUCGUGAUCGCCGCCGCGCAGGAGGGCGAGGUGGAGGUGCAGACCGUGAUCGUGUGAGGGGCUGCGGCGGCACAGCCGCGCUCGGGCUGCUCGGGGAGCACGCGAGUGGUCAGGGGACAGGGCAGGUCUGAAACAGGACAGGGCAGGUGUGAAACGGGACAGGGCAGGUCUGAAUGGGGCAGGUCUGAAACGGGACAGGGCAGGUCUGAAAUGGGACAGGACAGGUCUAAAAUGGGACAAGACAGGCCCAAAGGGGACAGGGCAGGUCUAAAAUGGGAUAGAACAGGUCUAAAAUGGGAUAGAACAGGUCUGAAACGGGACAGGACAGGUCUAAAACUGGAUAGAACAGGUCUGAAAUGGGAGAGGACAGGUCUAAAAUGGGAUAUAACAGGUCUAAAUUGGGAGAGGACAGGUCUAAAAUGGGAUAUAACAGGUCUAAGUUGGGAGAGGACAGGUCUAAAACUGGAUAGAACAGGUCUAAAAUGGGAUAUAACAGGGCAGGACUGAGGUGUUCUCAGUCUCAAACCAACACUGGGAGUUAAACCCUUGGCCUGGUCACCCCAGGAGACUGACAGGUCCCAAGUGGCACUCAGUGUUCUGUACAGCAGCCUCGAAUUAAGGAGGAUCCUUUGGGAGUCAGCCCCCUGUGCCCAGCACUGGGACAGCAGUGGUCUGGUUUUUAAAAGGAUUCAGAAAGUGUAGCAAGUGUGUGGGGGUCUCACGAGGGAUUAUUGAAAUAUAUGCAUUUAAAACAAGUUGAGAAAACCAAACCUAAGGAGUGGUGGUGUGUGCUGAGCACCACUGAAACACUCUCAUGCCUUUAACCUCACUCCUUCAGGCCUCCCAAGGCACGGUACUGCAGUAUUUCUCUUUUCUUUGGUAUCCUGGACAAGUAGCCUUAUGUACUGGUCUAUGAAUGCAUCAUUGUACCCUGCAAUGCCAGCCAGGCUGCUCUGAGAGCCAGCCUGGGGGCUGGAAAGCCAUAUUGUAUAGCAAUUUGGUUUUUUUUAACCAUAUAUGGAUUUUUAAUUGCAUAUUGUACAGAUUUGGCAUGUAAAUAAAUACAUUUUUAAAAAUAAAAUUAUUUAAAGUUCUUACUA
This is a messenger RNA of Passer montanus (Eurasian tree sparrow), 3630 nucleotides long. It is a transcript of the gene E4F1, whose product is annotated as E4F transcription factor 1. The transcript has 14 exons. Bases 257 to 2587 code for a protein of 776 amino acids. The record is from RefSeq and is a predicted model, not a curated record. Gene Ontology annotation, biological process: regulation of transcription by RNA polymerase II; central nervous system development. NCBI's taxonomy places the organism in Eukaryota, Metazoa, Chordata, Aves, Passeriformes, Passeridae. Gene Ontology annotation, molecular function: DNA-binding transcription factor activity, RNA polymerase II-specific; RNA polymerase II cis-regulatory region sequence-specific DNA binding. Gene Ontology annotation, cellular component: nucleus.